UUCUUUUUCCCCCAUUUUACUACACACUACUGCUGGGGCAGCAAAACUAAGAGCAUCAGAACCCUAAUUCUGGCGUCUUCUUCCGCUUGUUCUUCUGCAAAUUCGUCCUGGCCUUCUGCAUAUUGAUUGGAAAGUGGUGGGUGGAAUUUGGUUUGGUCGUAAGCUGGCUUUCUUGUAGAGUAUUUUUCGUGGGGCAAAAUGAAGGUUACUCGAAAGACUGUAGCGGAAAGUCCUUCCUCCCUUGCCGGUGAAGAAUCGCAAGACCACGAUGGGAAAGGGUCGACCAUCAGGCGGAUGGAGAAUGGAAUCAGAGCUUGUGAGAAAGGUGGUUUUAUUAGUGAAGGAUUGGAUGGUGGUGGAAUUUCUGUUGUGAAUAACAACUCGAGCGGGAAAAUUGGUUCUCUAUUCGAUGGAAAUAGAGAUAGCCUUGAAGACUCUGAGAUGAAUGGGAUUUCUUCUCUGCUUGAAAUGCAGCAGAGUGGGAGGUACCCUGGAUUGGACUCCGUGUUGGAGGUGAUUGAUAAGAAUGAGAGAAAAGAGUUCAGCAAUGGCGGAGAUGAUAGUAAGAAGCAAAGAGAAGUGAGCCUCCUGGGUGGUGGGGAAACUGAAGGGAAACAUAAGGGCAAGGAAGAAACUGAGGUUGAGGGAAGCUUGGAGAAGGAUGAUGAAACGGAAGAACUUGAUUACGAUGUUGGCGAUUUUGUAUGGGGAAAGAUCAAGAGCCAUCCAUGGUGGCCAGGGCGGAUUUAUGAUCCCUUGGAUGCAUCCGAGCAAGCAAAGAAAGUCAAACAUGGAGAAGACAGGAUUCUUGUUGCUUAUUUUGGGGAUGGCACUUUUGCUUGGUGCAAUCCAUCUCAAUUGAAGCCUUUCCACGAGAAUUUUGUCGAGAUGGCGAACCAGAGCACGUCCAAGAACUUUGUCAAUGCCGUGGAGAAGGCUCUGGAAGAGGUCGGUAGGUCGAUUGACUUGAGUUUGACUUGCUCUUGUGUGCCAAGAGACAAUCUGUUUGGUUUUGGGAGGUCUUUGGCAGCAAAUGCUGGAGUUAGAGAUGGACUUCUUGUGCCAGAAGGUGGAGACUUCUCUGAUAAUACUUUGUUUAAACCGGAAAAUGUUUUCUAUUCGAUCAAACAUAUGGCAAAAGGUGUCAGAUUUGGUAAUGCGUUGGAGCUUGCUAUAGUGAAGAGCUCCUUGUCAGCUUUCUACAGAGGAAAAUGCGGGAGCAAAUUGCAGGCUUUUUCUGAGCCGACGGAAAUUCCAGGGCUCGAAGAUGACUCUCCUAAGUGGAUGCUGGGUGAUCCGAAUAAUCAGAAGAAUACUUUAGCGGAAGGUAUAUUUCCUGGGCCAGUUGAAGAAGACUGGGCUUCUUCUUCCCUUGGCCAAGACUCUCAGAACUCAUUGCAGGCACCACAGGUGUUUCCAGAACGCUUGGCACCUCGGAGAAGGAAGCAGAAAAGCAUUGCCGAAAUUAUUAGUGGUAGUCCUGAUGCUGAGACUGAAGCAGAAGCAAGUGGAAGCAAAACUGUAUCUGGAAGGAAGAAGAGGGCGAGCAAAAGUGGAGUUGCAGGAGAUGAGGUAAUUGAAAACCCAGAACCAUCUGGAAGUAAAAAGAGGAAAGUGCGAAGCAGUCCUAAGGUUACUGAGGUGGCCAAAACUGAAGCUAGCUCGGGUGAUAUUUCUGCCUCUAGUUUACAUAAGAGUAAAGCUAUCAAUGAAGUUGCUUCCUCUGGACAGCAAAAGAGCGAAAACACAGAAGUCCCCUAUGGAUCAAGAAGGAGUAAACGUAGCAAGGAAGCUAAUGUGGAAGCACCCAGUGAGUACGUUCCUGGGCUAAGGAAGAGGAAAGGCAGAGAAGUUCCUAAAUCUCCAGUAACUGCAGCCAAUCAUGACACAUUGGCCAUCAAUGUAAAAACCCCAGUGUCAAGGAGAAGGAAGAAACAGGAAGAUAACAGUGUCGUAAAUGAUGACAGCCUAGGAAAAACCGAAGAAGUGACAGAAAAGAAAAUGGCUGGUGGCUCAACUAUUGAAAAUGAUGGCAACAAGGGCAACCAAACAAGUGAGAAUGUUGCUUUGUCUAGGGAAAGGAAGAAAAGCCGGUACCUUUCCCCUCCCUACACUAAUAUUACUCUUGGGCAGAGGCCGAAAAUGAAGGCGUCGGGUGAAUCUCAAUUAGCCGAGGAUAGGACUGAAGCUGCUGGUCAUCAUAGUAAUGAUGUUAAUUCUCUGGAAGAACUCUCUAAAGAGCAAGCUGUUGUGGAUGGGAAACCUGAUGAUCUGAUUCCAGAGACAACUAAAGAUCAAACCAGCACAAUCGAAGCUCGGACAGCUGCGAGUGAAAUGCUAUGUCAUAUCCGCUCAGUAGCUCUCAACCCACUCCAUGUCAAGGAAAGCAAACAUCUUGAUCAGGUCCUGGGUUUUGUUUCCGAGCUUAGAAGCCCAGGCAAUAAUGAGGAGGGAUCAAACAACGAGCAGAACAUCAAGCCUAAACGAGGAAGAAGGAAGAAGAAACUUCAAGAAGAAUCUGAAUCAGACCCAAGUUCACCUAAUGAUCUUAAAUUGCAUCAGAACAAGGAAUUCCAGAAGAGGGAUAAGCCUGUAGCUGCUACCCUUCAUGUCACUUUUGGCCCGGGAUCAUAUCUACCUUCCAAGGAUGAUCUUCUAAGAAUAUACGGCCCAUUUGGUGCAUUGAACAAAGAUGAAACCGACAUGCUCUACAACAAUCGCUGUGCUAGGAUUGCAUUCUCCAGUAAAUCCGAAGCCGAGGAAGCACUGACCCACAGCCACCGUUCGAGCCCCUUUGGCACAAGCCAUGUGAACUUUCGGCUUCGUUAUGCCCCUUCAAUGCCCAAAUUUCCAGUCCCUUCAGAGCUCCGUAAUGUAAUAGAGAAGCUUGAGGUGGUGGACUCGAUGCUGAAGAGUAGUUCAUCAGAGAUGUCUGCCAACUUGAAAUCCAGGGUGGAAGGUGAAAUUAGAGGAGUGAUUGAGAAGUUAAACACAAUGGUCAAGCCUCCGGGAGGUUGUAGUUAGAAGAGUGGUUGUUGCUUUGUCUGUGUUGUUUCCUUUUGUGAGUUGUUGUUAUAGGCUCAGAUCUCUUAAAUUUGGUAUUAAUUUGUCUACAGACUACAGUUAAUGAUCUUGAUGUUAUGUGCACAGCAAGUAAGGGUUGGGGGGAAGGGGGUUAGAUAGUUUCUUACCACCUUUUACUUGAAUAUAUUGGCAGCCUAGAGAGGGGUAAAAGAAAUCAUAUGUUUAUUUUGCCAUAUCUAUGUGUGGCUCUGUGGUAUCUGGUACGUUUAAUGCAUGUUAACGAAGUUGCAUUUUGAGAUGGUCACAGGUUCAAUUCUAGGAGAUCAAGCCAUUGAAAAGACUG
Molecule: messenger RNA, 3367 nt
Organism: Linum tenue
Lineage: Eukaryota; Viridiplantae; Streptophyta; Magnoliopsida; Malpighiales; Linaceae
Source: the annotation of a GenBank genome assembly